Messenger RNA from Nerophis lumbriciformis (worm pipefish), 1563 nucleotides. RefSeq lists its product as uncharacterized. The record is from RefSeq and is a predicted model, not a curated record. Lineage: Eukaryota; Metazoa; Chordata; Actinopteri; Syngnathiformes; Syngnathidae.
CCACAUUCCUAAACCGUUAUUCCCCGUAUUGCAUCUCUCCAUGAAAGACUAAGCCUGCUUCCCCACCAUGGAUGACAGGACGACAACACCAACCACCACUGCGGAGGUCACAAGAGGACAACACAAUGCAGACUUUAAGGCGUCGCCGUCCAGCAAACCUCUUCAUCGCUUUCUCCAAAAGGAGCCCCAGAGUCUCGGUGUUGUCAUCGGGAUCUGUGGCUGUGCAGAGCUGAUCAUGGGAUGCAUCUUGUUCAGGCAAACCGUGACAAACUCCAGCGACAUCUACGUUCCUUUCUGUCAGGGAGCUCUGUUUCUCACCUGUGGAAUCUUGUCUGUCUACACGGGAGCAUGUCCAUCCAAAAAGAUGGUGACCGUUUGUCUGUCCAUGUAUGUGAUGUCCAUCCUGGGAGUCAUGGUGUCUUGCUGUUAUAGGAUACACUGCUUUGUUUUCUAUGCCUACAUCUCCCGCCAACCCUUAGUGGACUCACAGUGGGGCUACAGCGAAGUGAUGCAACUUUUUGCCACGGAAUGCAUUUUGUUCACCUUCUCUGCGUGCGUGGCGGUGCUUCUCAUCUUCUUGUCAGCCGUGGCCCGCCUGGCUCUCAAAUCCACAAACACUCAGGUCAUUUUCCAGCAGAUAUCAACGCCACAGAGUGACACAACAUCCCAACAAUAAUUUUGGAUCCUUCUCACUUAACGAUCAUAAAUCUGUACAGUUUUCUAUACUAUAUUAUCAGUGUUGGGACUAACGCGUUACUGUAACGCCGUUAGUUUCGGCGGUAACUAGUAAUCUAACGCGUUAUUUUUUAUAUUCAGUAACUCAGUUACAUGAUGCGUUACUGCGUUAUUUUACGUUAUUUUUUAUGUAGUAUCGGCUAGAAACAGAAGAUCUGAGUGUGUUUUAUUGGAGCGCUGCGGUGGAAAAGAAAAGGCGUGCUUUCUGUGGGUGGGGGCAGGGGCUCCCAGACCGUAGUUGAGGGGCGCAGGGAGACGUUCCUCCAGGGCCUAUGUACUUUGGGGCUAACAACCUUCACUUUACCCGGAAGUGGGUCUUUACAGCUGAGGGCGAAUGACGAGGCCGGCGGUUUGUUGCAAUUUUGUGACUUUAUUGGACGCAGCCAUUCACCAAGCUAGAGCACCUGCACGCACUCACUGUUGCUGCUCGCUCACCUCUCUCGCCCACUCACUCACUGACGUCACUCACCUCACAUGCUGUCAUAUCUUAAAGGGCCACACACACACACACACACACACACACACACACAUACUCUCAUAACAACUAACAAGACAUCAUGGAGAAGCCAGAAGUCGAGUUUCUUAACAUGGAGACAUUCUCAAUACUUUUCUUUUGUCGAGCACAAAAAAAAUAACAUUUUAGUUCAAUGUAAGUUGUGUCUUGGAUCAAAGAUCCUAUCUACUUAAAGUUAAAGUUAAAGUGCCAUUAUGUUGCAGCUAUUUAAAAUAGUUUGUCAAUUUGUCGUGGCCUGAAAUAAAUUGGCUUUUUGAAACACAUCUUUGUCUUUGUGUGUUGUAUGUAGAGCACAUUGUUUGUGUGUUGUAUGU